CUGCAAUAGUCAUUCACAUCAACGCAUAGAGUACAGUCUAUAAAGAUUAAAAUACCAACAUUACACGACGUAAAAUGAACUCUAACGCAAUUAUUCCCAUUUGCAGUUUGCUCCCAACGCUAUGCAAUAUGACAUCCAUUAAAGCUCGUGUUACGUGGAAAUCAGAGAUAACGCAAUGGAAUAACGCUGGAAAAGAUGGAAUAAUUUUUAUUAUGAAUUUGUUGGAUGAGUCUGGUGAAAUAACAGGAGUUGUGUUUAAUAACUUGAUCAAUGCAUUUUACGGCCAGAUCCAAACAGGCCUGGUAUACAUUUUCUCCAGGUUUCAGGUGCAACAGGCGGAAAAUUGCUUUAAAGUUUCAAAGAAUCCUUUUGCAGUAUUUCUUCUUUGGAAUACUGUCGUAGAACUCAGUGCUAGUGAGCGGAUUCCCCGAGAAACGUAUAAUUUUCUGCCGUUAUCAGAGGUUUCUACAAAACCGGACAAAGAGCCCGUCGACGCAAUUGGAAUCUGCACGGAGGUUCGCGAUCUGGAUCACAGAGGAGGUCACUCUAUUCGGGAAAUAUUACUUGUGGAUCCUGAUUACCAGCCUGUCAUGUUAAAUCUGUGGGAAAAGGAAGCUGAGAACUUUGAAGGUCGACCAGAUGACGUUAUCGUGGUCAAAGGGGCGCGUGCUCAGCCUCACAAUAAUGCAAUUAAACUGAACGCCAGCUGGUACACGAAUGUGCAGAUCAAUCCAGAUAUUCCAGAUGCUACUUCAAUGUUGGAAUGGUACAGGAACCAAUAACGAACUCUGCAAUAGUAUUUGGACCUACGAUAAACUAAUACUUGUGCAAUAUUAGUAAUAUUAAAAUUUGUAUAUUCUUAAA
Molecule: messenger RNA, 864 nt
Organism: Drosophila erecta
Lineage: Eukaryota; Metazoa; Arthropoda; Insecta; Diptera; Drosophilidae
Product: replication protein A 70 kDa DNA-binding subunit
Exons: 2
Coding region: 75-782 (235 amino acids)
Source: RefSeq, a predicted model, not a curated record